Molecule: messenger RNA, 1740 nt
Organism: Funneliformis mosseae
Lineage: Eukaryota; Fungi; Glomeromycota; Glomeromycetes; Glomerales; Glomeraceae
Source: the annotation of a GenBank genome assembly
AUGCAACAGACACUCCAGCACGAAAACCCACAAAUUACUAAUACUAACGAACUAACAAUUCAUACGACACAAAAUACGUUAACUCCUCAAAUUACGACAACACGCGGGCCACAUUCCCCCAUUGUCGUGGGUCUUGCCGCCUGGGUGCAGCCAACCGGUGCUGGAGUUGGUGCUGCAGCAUCAGAAAUCAUUGCGACGCCAGUGACAAGAACUAAAGCUUCACCGACAAAUCCCCAAAUUUCAGGAACUGUGGAUGCAUUUGCGCACUCUUCUGCAGCCAUUCUACCUUCAACGCAGCCUCACUUAACAUAUCAUAACUCUUCCAACACGUCGACCGUUCCCGUAGUUACCAUAUCUGCUCUCUUAACACCUGACCCACGAACCGAGGAACUCUUGGGAGCCUUAACAAUUGAACAAUUGUCAAUGAUCGAAAGGACCGUGCAACGUGUUAAGAGAAAAAAGGCUAAAGAAUCCAAAAAGCUAAACCCCUCGGAUGAAAUCGCCAACGCUACCACUGACAUGGAUAGCCUUGUCGUCAAUAUUAAUGUGCAUAAUUCGACUACACAAAACACGUCAAUCUCAAAUUCUACAUCAAUUUCACCGGUAACUUUCAUUAACAAAGGUAACAACAAUCAUUACUUAUCUUCUAAUUUUGUAACAUCAUCAUCAUCACAGGAUCCAUCAAGAUCAACAAUUUCACGACAAUCAACAGAUACAAUGUCUCCAAAUAAACUAGAUAUUCCGAUUUCAAAUCCCACACCAAAUCAUGCCCUUCCGGCUACGGAUCCCAUAAUUGAAGAAUGUAAUGGAAUACCGUGGGUUGUCUUCACUUAUUCAGUUAAAGGUAACAAUAAAGAAUAUCGUAUACGCAUUGAUAUUGAUAAAGCAAAUUUAGAGGAUAUCGAUGAGCAAUUUAGACGCGAAAAUUGUCUGUAUCCAAGGGCUAAUUGUACCGAAGAUAAAUAUAAAGGAAACAGGUGGUCUUAUGAAAAUGAAUGUAACUCUCUUGGAUGGAAGUUGGCAUGGUUAAAUAAAGAAGAGAUUGGAGGUAGAAGAGGGUUACUACAAAGAGCCGUAGAUAGUUACAGAAACCGAGAUCCCGUGUUACGUUCUCGUAGAGUAGUUCGUAACGAAAAGAUCAUGAAUGGAACUUUACGUAAGAGAGUUACGAGAGACGGAGAUGUGCAUGAUGGUAUAAAUGAUAAUUCAGCAAAGAGACAAAAAGGUGUUGCUAAACAAUUAACAUUGGAAUCUUUUGAAAAAGGUACAUCUACUAAAAUUAGAAUACGUGUUGAUGUAGAUGCUAUAAAUUUAAUGGAGAUACCUGAAGAAUUUAAAAAGAACAAUUGUAUUUUUCCAAAAGCUAAUGUGCCAAAAAAUGAGUAUCAAGGUUCUAAUGAGGCGAAUAUUAACGAAUUGGGAUGGAAGUUGGCUUUUCUUAAUCAAUCUAAACUUGAUGGUAAGAAAUCACUCCUUCAAAAAGCGAUAGAUUUAUAUCGAACAAAGUAUAACACUGCAGAAAUAAGACCUCGAAGAGGAAGAUAUUCACAUACGCUUUCCAAUAAAUUUUUUGAGAAUCAUCCGUGUGAAGUCACUUCAGGUGGCAUAAAUUCUAUUAAUCCUUCAACUUCGCUCGUUAACAAUACUGAAUUCACAACGGAAGCAAAUUUGAACGAUACCGUUUCAAAUGGAUCAUCAAAAGAAUUUACAACGGAAGGAACAAAUAAUAUGGAUGAAUGA